Molecule: messenger RNA, 887 nt
Organism: Choloepus didactylus (southern two-toed sloth)
Lineage: Eukaryota; Metazoa; Chordata; Mammalia; Pilosa; Megalonychidae
Gene: GYPC
Product: glycophorin C (Gerbich blood group)
Exons: 3
Coding region: 156-422 (88 amino acids)
Cellular component (GO): membrane; cortical cytoskeleton
Source: RefSeq, a predicted model, not a curated record
UGCGGACCGGCCCCUCCCCUGGGCCUGCCGCGGCGGAGAGGGACGCACGUGCCGCUUCUUUCCUCCGGUGUGGAAGGCCGGGCGCGCGGUGGGCGCGCGGUGGGCACGCGGGACCCUCGCUGCGGUCUCCGCUGGGGCCCCGGGACCGGUUGGCCAUGACCAGCCCCGACAUCACGGCGCCGCCCCGCGACCAGUCCGACCCGGGGAUAGCCUACACCGUGACAGACAUCGCCAUCAUUGCAGGCGUGGUCUCGGCCGUAGCCCUCAUCCUGAUCUGCCUCCUCUUUGUCCUGCUGCACUACCAGUGCCGGCACAAGGGCACGUACUACACCAACGAGGACAAGGGCACGGAGUUUGCAGAGACCGUGGACGUGGCCCUGGCCCUGGAGGCUGACAGCAGCAAGAAGGAGUACUUUAUCUGAGAGUGCUGGGCCUCAACUCCCCAGCUCCUCCUCCAAGCCCUCGGGAGAAAGUGCAGCACCCACCACCCCACCGGCACCUGCACCACCAGGCCACCCACAGGAGCCCCCACAUCUGCCCAAGAUGCAGCCUGGAAGAGCAGGCGCCCGCCUGAGAGGCUGGAGCUGCCACCGGGGCCUCUCCCAGGGACCACAUGGGACUUUCUCGUGCCCUGCCAGGCCCUGAGGGCCCAGGCAGUCCUGGCUACCACUGCCAACAUGAGGCUCCUCGCUGGACAUGAGCGGGUGGGAGGCCUGGAGACCAGGGCACUCAGGGGAGUGAGUCACUGAUUAGCCGACUGGGGAUGAUGACAUCAAAUGUCAGUUCUUGACAUUUGGGGGCAGCAGCAGGUGCUGGAGUGCAAAGGUACCUUUGUCUCCCAUUGGUCCAGCUCCAAAUGAUUGGAAAUAAAUUUGAAUUGUAACCGA